GAACACCUGAUAUACCCGCGGCCACACUCCUUCUGCCCUUGGCCUCUUCCCGCAAACCCUAGCACGCCGCCGCCGCCGCCACUGCCACUGCCCCGCCGCGCCUCGGCUCCAACCAACCGCAGCCAUGGCGGACGUCGACGUCGAGGCGGAGGUCGCCGCCGCGGGGCAGCCUAAGAAGAGGACGUUCCGCAAGUACAGCUACCGCGGCGUGGACCUCGACGCGCUCCUCGACAUGUCCACCGACGACCUCGUCCAGCUCUUCCCCGCCCGCGCCCGCAGAAGGUUCCAGAGGGGUCUGAAGAGGAAGCCGAUGGCUCUCAUCAAGAGGCUGCGCACGGCGAAAAAGGAGGCACCUGCUGGUGAGAAGCCCGAGCCUGUCAGGACUCAUCUGCGCAACAUGAUCAUUGUGCCAGAGAUGAUAGGUAGCGUAAUUGGAGUGUACAAUGGGAAAACAUUCAACCAGGUUGAGAUCAAGCCUGAGAUGAUUGGGCACUACCUUGCUGAAUUCUCCAUCAGUUACAAGCCCGUCAAGCACGGAAGGCCCGGUAUCGGUGCUACCCAUUCCUCCAGGUUCAUCCCUCUCAAGUGAAGAAUCCGAGGGCAUGCUCGUGUCUGCGUCAAAGUUAUCUGGCCCUGCUGCAAUCUGUUAUUGGAUAAGGCUUUGUUAUUUAGCAUUUAGUGCUUUGUCGGAGGAACGUUUGUCCACCAAUGAAUUCUAGUUCUUUUUAGUGAAAUUUUGACAUGUGCGCUACUUGCGAUUUGGAAUUGAAAGUAGAGAUAUAUAUUGCAAUCCCAACCCUGUUAUCUGUCAGUGUAUUUUGUAUUCCUUCCUGUCUCGCUUGUCAACUGAAAUGGUUGUUUUUUUCA
Molecule: messenger RNA, 867 nt
Organism: Sorghum bicolor (sorghum)
Lineage: Eukaryota; Viridiplantae; Streptophyta; Magnoliopsida; Poales; Poaceae
Product: 40S ribosomal protein S15
Exons: 4
Coding region: 125-589 (154 amino acids)
Biological process (GO): translation; ribosomal small subunit assembly
Cellular component (GO): ribosome; cytosolic small ribosomal subunit
Molecular function (GO): RNA binding; structural constituent of ribosome
Source: RefSeq, a predicted model, not a curated record